Carya illinoinensis is the source of this 330-nucleotide messenger RNA. RefSeq lists its product as uncharacterized. Lineage: Eukaryota; Viridiplantae; Streptophyta; Magnoliopsida; Fagales; Juglandaceae. The transcript has a single exon. Bases 1 to 330 code for a protein of 109 amino acids. The record is from RefSeq and is a predicted model, not a curated record.
AUGGCUGCAAUUGCUCCAGUUGCAAUAGGCACACGAGGCACUGUAGGAUCACUUGUUAGAAAGGAAAUUGAAUAUUUCAGAAACCUCGAGAUAGAUCGAUAUGGAAGCUCCCGAAAGCCUCAAGGGCAGAUUGUGAACGUGGCUUCCACCAGUGGCCAUUCCAGGCCAAGUUUCUGGUUCUUGAUUAUGACAUGGAGAAGGAAGAAGCGGAGAGGCACUAAUGCAAUCCUGCCAAGGAUGUGCUCGGUUGUUGAAGUUGCAGAAAGCAAUCGGCUGAACAGAAUCCCCGGUUACAAUUACAAAAUCCUCAAGAAUGACUUGCAUGUCUAG